Molecule: messenger RNA, 5744 nt
Organism: Brienomyrus brachyistius
Lineage: Eukaryota; Metazoa; Chordata; Actinopteri; Osteoglossiformes; Mormyridae
Product: semaphorin-3A-like
Exons: 17
Coding region: 367-2685 (772 amino acids)
Biological process (GO): negative chemotaxis; motor neuron axon guidance; positive regulation of neuron migration
Molecular function (GO): chemorepellent activity; neuropilin binding; semaphorin receptor binding
Source: RefSeq, a predicted model, not a curated record
UCUCUCUCUCGCUCCCUCCCUUCCCUGGACGGUGAGCAGUGCUCUCUCACUCUGCUCUGGCUCUGCACAGGAUUAGUCGCUGCGAGGGACAGUUUAACUAAAGUGCACGCUGGUGCUGGCAGCUUCGCUGGGUACAGUCAGAUACGGCGUUCUGUGGCAGCCCGGUCAGACCCCCCCCCGCGGAUCCCGCUGCUCCCCCGUCUCUUUGGUCACCCCCCACCGCAUCCCCCGUUCCUGCCCGCGCCGAGAGUGAUGUGACCUCCUCGUCCCCCUUGCCGAGAAACUGAGCCAAGUCACCUGUCAGCCCCCAGGUUCUGGGACCCGUUUGGGUCGGAAGGCGCGCCGUGAAGCCCUAGGGCCACCAGCAUGGAUUACCUCCUGGGGUUUGGACUGCUCCUCUGGGGGGUGUCCCCAUCCAGCAGCACGGCACCGCAGCAGGACAAGAGCAACGUUCCCCGGCUGAAGCUCUCCUACAAAGAGAUGAUGGACUCCGACAACGUCAUCACCUUCACUGGGCUUCCGAACAGCUCGAGCUACCACACCUUCCUGCUGGAUGAAGAGCGCGGCCGCCUGCUGGUGGGGGCCAAGGACCACAUCUUCUCCUUCAGCCUCGUUAACAUCAAUAAGGAUUUGCUGACGAUAUCGUGGCCCGCAACUCCAUCCAGGCGAGAUGAGUGCAAGUGGGCGGGAAAAGAUUUCACGAAAGAGUGUGCCAACUUUAUCAAAGUGCUCCAGGCGUUUAACCAGACUCACCUGUACGCGUGUGGGACAGGCGCCUUUCACCCCAUCUGCGCAUACCUGGAGGUGGGCAAACGGCCCGAGGACAACAUCUUCCGUCUGGAGACGAGCCGCUUCGAGAACGGCCGCGGAAAGAGUCCGUACGACCCGAAGAUGCUGACCGCUUCCCUGCUGGUCGAUGGAGAGCUGUACUCGGGAACAUCGGCGGACUUCAUGGGACGGGACUUCGCCGUGUUCCGCACACUGGGGCUGCACCACCCUAUCCGGACGGAGCAGCACGAUUCCCGCUGGCUGAACGAGCCCCGGUUUGUGGGGGCACACCUAAUCCCUGAGAGCGACAACCCGGAAGAUGACAAGAUCUACCUGUUUUUCCGUGAGAGCGCCAUGGAUGGGGAGCACACAGGGAGGGCCACACACGCCCGCAUCGCACAGCUCUGCAAGAAUGAUUUUGGAGGGAACAGAAGCCUGGUCAAUAAAUGGACCACCUUCCUGAAGGCCCGCUUAAUUUGCUCAGUGCCGGGACUAAACGGCAUUGACACGCACUUCGACGAGCUACAGGAUGCCUUCCUGAUGAGCGGUAAAGACCCGAAGAAUCCGGUUAUUUAUGGAGUGUUUACGACAUCCAGUAACAUCUUCAAGGGUUCGGCGGUGUGUAUAUACAACAUGGCCGACGUGCGGAGGGUCUUCCUCGGCCCCUACGCCCACCGGGACGGACCGACCUACCAGUGGGUGCCCUUCCUGGGGAGGGUGCCCUACCCACGUCCUGGAACGUGCCCAAGUCAGACCUUUGGCGGCUUCGACUCCACCAAGGACCUGCCUGAUGAUGUCAUCACCUUCGCGCGAGGCCAUCCCGCCAUGUUCAAUGCUGUCCAUCCCAUCAACAACCGGCCCAUCAUCGUCAAGACCGACGUGGACUACCAGUUCUCCCAGAUAGUGGUGGACAGGGUGGACGCCGAGGACGGCCAGUACGACGUCAUGUUCAUCGGGACAGAUAUCGGGACUGUGCUGAAGGUGGUGUCCAUUCCCAGAGAGAGCUGGCAUGACCUGGAAGAGGUGCUCCUGGAAGAGAUGACUGUGUUUGCGGAUCCGACGCCCAUCACAGCCAUGGAUAUUUCCACCAAGCAGCAACAGCUCUACAUCGGCUCGUCCAUUGGGGUCUCGCAGAUGCCCCUGCACCGCUGCGGGGUGUACGGCAAGGCAUGCGCCGAGUGCUGUCUGGCCCGUGACCCCUACUGCGCCUGGGACGGCACAGAAUGCUCCCGCUAUUUCCCCACCGCCAAGAGACGAACGAGACGCCAGGACAUCAGGAACGGGGAUCCCCUGACGCAGUGCUCCGACUUGCAGCACAACGAUGAUCUUUACAGCCCAGGUUCCUCGUCAGAGAACAAGGUUUUGUAUGGGGUGGAGAACAGCACCACCUUCUUGGAGUGCAGCCCCAAAUCGCAGCGCGCUGCCAUCUACUGGCAGGUUCAGAAGCACAAUGAGGAACGCAAACAUGAGAUCAAGUCAGAUGAGCGCUUCAUUCGCAUGGAGCAGGGCCUGCUUAUUCGCGGACUGCAGAAGAAGGACUCGGGGGUGUACUACUGCCACGCCAUGGAGCACGGCUUCAUCCAGACCCUGCUGAGGGUCUCCAUGGAGGUCAUUGACAUGGACGGGCUGGAGGAUCUGCUCCACAGGGACGGCGAUGGCUCAAAGCCCAGAGAUGGGCCCGGCCAGCUGGCCAGCCAGAAGGUGUGGUAUCGGGACUUCAUGUCUCUGAUCAACCACCCCAACCUGAGCAAUGUGGAGGAGCUAUGCGAACAGGUGUGGCGACGAGGCCGUAAGCAGCGCCGGCAGAAGGUACAGAGUGCGCCUCCUCAUGGCAGCAAGUGGAAGCACCUGCAGGAGAAUAAGAAGGGUCGCAACAGGAGGACGCAUGAGCUGGAGAGGGCGCCGCGGAGCGUCUGAGGACCGGCAGGGAACGUCACUAAACGUGACGGAAAUGCGACACUGACAGUGCCGUGGCGGAGAGGACCGGCCCCCUGCUUACUGCCGCUGGAGCCGUCGGGACUCACUGUACACUCAGAACAAUGGAGGCCACUGCUACGCCUGGACUUCCUGCAGACAGACGGACAGGCAGGCUGCCUAACGACUCGUCCGUGUUUAAUUUAGUUUUUUCAUUCGUAGCUAUUUGUAGAUCUUUCGAUAGACUCCCAUUCGCUGGAGGCCACCACUGUGUUCGAGCGGGACGGCAGGGUCAGUCUGACAGCUGCCAUGGGAUGUGAGACAGCUUUGGACAGUUCUGUCGGAAGUUCGUAUUCUCCUGAAUUCUGGAUGUUUCUGAAUCCCACUACUCCCAAUCCGCAGAGGCCAUGGGGAGCCACCUCUUCGAGGAAUCUGCUUGUAAAUUCAGAAUCCCGAAUCUAACCACUGUAUAUAGAACUGAACGGAAAACUUAAGUGGUACAUUCUGACCAAUAAUAUAUUAGGAUAACCUGAUAUCACGAUUAUUUAUGGAUUUAUGGUAAAUUCUUCUUCCUCUGGCAUACAUUGGCCAGAGAUGUGACUCCUCUCAAAGCAAUAGACAUAUAAACCCAGUGAUCUAUGUUGGCAAUGGAAGCUUCCGGAUCAUACAUCUAUUUAAAUGUGAUUCAAAAGGAAUAUUUUAUGUACUUUUUUAUUUACAGAGUAACUAAAGUAUAUCUGACAGUUUCAUUUCUGUAUCAUUGUUUACUUUCCCAUUUUUUUGCUGAACUACUGCUACGAAGACCCGUGUAUGCGAACGCAUCACCCUUGGUGUGUUUAUCAAACCUGCCUCUCACAACAGCCUAUAUAAUAAGAUAUAUAUAUAUAUAUAUAAUGGGAAAAUCUGCAGCAUGUGUAACCUAAUGCACUCUUCUGAAUGACACCCCCUUGAAUAUGUAUUCAUCCAUCCAUUCAUCCGCUAACCAAGUCGAUGAUACUGGAGACUGUCCCUGUGGAAUAGUAACUUUCAAAACUGCAAUUGUAACCAGUCACGGGCCAGUUGGUUUAACUGAGGAGACAAACAUGCAGAGAAAUAGACCGAUGUUGGCUUCUCCAGUCAAACAGUUAGCUGAGACAUAGAUUAUAUGGAAAGACAUCUGACAGCCCAUAGAGUGCAAACGGUUGAAGUAGCAUUGAGUUUUACCUCUUAUGAUUAUUUAUAACAAGUCUGACAGUGAUUUUACUCUGAGUCUGACCCCCACAAUUAAAUCCAUACAAAGAGACUGUAGUGACAGCGGCAGCCCAGUAUACCUCUGGGCAGGUUGCCCACAGCAGGGCUGAGCAUCUCAUGUCCUCCAGCGAAGCCUCCUGCACACCCAGCCUGGUGCUGAUGCUGCAUCUGAGCUCUGAGUUUUUUAUUAAUUAUGGCCUGCAGUGGGGGGGCAGAGCCCCAGCUGAGCAUCUGUCCAUUCAUUGAUCCAGUGCUUUACAGCUCACCGCCUUCUCAGGCAAAGGCAGAGAGGACCACUCCUCUCUCUCUCUCUCUCUUUCUCUCUCUCUCUCUCUCUCUCUCUAGUAUCCCCUGCAUUUAACACAUGAACAAAUCAGAAAUAAAGAGAUCGUCCUUCUGCUUUUUCACUUGGUAUGAAUUUAAUGCCAUUUCUCCGUCUGCCCGUUUGAUGAUGUUGUAAACCCCAAACAGCAACAGAUAUUAAAGAUAUUAAUAGAGCGUAUUCAUCUAUGACCUCUUAGGGUCAGGGUUAGAGAAAGCUGGAUAUUUAUUCAAUGACUAUUAAAAAUAGCUGAAGAAUUAUCAUCAGGGUCCAAAACACAGGAAAGUCAAAUGUGAAGAUGCAUAUGAGAAGCUGUUUGCAUCGUCCUCCCCCAUCUAUCCUUAGUGUAUAAUAACAUGGAGUAUGAUGAUCUACCCGGUGUGAUCAUUUGACUGUCUCAGAGAUGUACAUAUAUAAAUAGAUAUAUAAUUAUAUUUUUUACAAAAUCCAAGGAACAGUCUGAGGAAGCAGCAUAUAGCCUUGUACUGCACUCCAAUAUUUUCUAUGACAUUUUUCGUUUAGUGAUAGACAAGCUCUCAUGUGGAAGAAACAGCUCAGUACAUCAUCCACCAGAUGGUGUUCUGAUAAACAUGGCCUCCAUCCACCAGGUGGUGUCCUGAUAAACAUGGCCUCCAUCCACCAGGUGAUGUGCCGAUAAACAUGGCCUCCAUCCACCAGGUGAUGUGCCGAUAAACAUGGCCUCCAUCCACCAGGUGGUGUUCUGAUAAACAUGGCCUCCAUCCACCAGGUGAUGUGCCGAUAAACAUGGCCUCCAUCCACCAGGUGGUGUUCUGAUAAACAUGGGCUCCAUCCACCAGGUCACGUCCUGAUAAACAUGGCCUCCAUCCACCAGGUGGUGUUCUGAUAAACAUGGCCUCCAUCCACCAGGUCACGUCCUGAUAAACAUGGCCUCCAUCCACCAGGUGGUGUCCUGAUAAACAUGGCCUCCAUCCACCAGGUGGUGUCCUGAUAAACAUGGCCUCCAUCCACCAGGUGGUGUUCUGAUAAAUAUAACCUCCAUCCACCAGGUUGCGUCCUGAUAAACAUGGCCUCCAUCCACCAGGUGGUGUCCUGAUAAACAUGGCCUCCAUCCACCAGGUGGUGUUCUGAUAAAUAUAACCUCCAUCCACCAGGUCGCGUCCUGAUAAACAUGGCCUCCAUCCACCAGGUGGUGUCCUGAUAAAUAUGGCCUCCAUCCACCAGGUGGUGUUCUGAUAAAUAUAACCUCCAUCCACCAGGUCGCGUCCUGAUAAACAUGGCCUCCAUCCACCAGGUGGUGUCCUGAUAAAUAUGGCCUCCAUCCACCAGGUGGUGUUCUGAUAAAUAUGACCUCCAUCCACUAGGUGGCAUGCCGAUAAACAUGGCUUCCAUCCACUGGGUGGCCUUCACGUCCCCCAUCAUCACGUUUUCAGAUAAUCUUUGCAACUUGACAAAAAAAUAAAUUGUAAAACUGCUGUAAACGACUUUUUUGGCAUGUACCCUGUUGAUAAAAUAAACAUUUCUUCAACGA